Syzygium oleosum is the source of this 992-nucleotide messenger RNA. Its product is annotated as glutaredoxin-C5, chloroplastic. Lineage: Eukaryota; Viridiplantae; Streptophyta; Magnoliopsida; Myrtales; Myrtaceae. Gene Ontology annotation, biological process: cellular response to oxidative stress. Gene Ontology annotation, molecular function: glutathione disulfide oxidoreductase activity. Gene Ontology annotation, cellular component: cytoplasm. The record is from RefSeq and is a predicted model, not a curated record. The transcript has 5 exons. The coding region runs from base 80 to 640 and encodes 186 amino acids.
CUACCGAAAAUCCCGUCUCGUCUCCGUCGCGACCCCGAGAAGAAGCAGAGAACUCCGACUUCCCAUCACGGCGGCAGCCAUGUCGAUGGCGACCCAUCUCCCCAGAUUGGCCUCCGUCGCUCUCGCCUCUCCCCACAAGACCCUCUCCGCCUCCCUCGCCUCCCCUCGCUCCGUUCGCCUCCCGGUCAACGGCGGUCGGGCUCCGGCGGCAUCGGCCUCCUCCUCCGGCGGCUCGGGAGCGCGGCGGCGGGCUUCGGUUCAAGCGGCGUCUUCCGAACCGUCUUCUCCGUCUCCCUCGUCUUCGUCUUCGUCUUCGUUCGGGUCGCGGCUCGAGGACGCCGUGAGGAAGACCGUGGCCGAGAACCCCGUCGUGGUUUACUCCAAGACUUGGUGCUCGUACUCGUCCGAGGUGAAAUCUCUGUUCAAGAAGCUCGGUGUGGAUCCUCUGGUGAUUGAAUUGGAUGAAUUAGGACCGCAGGGGCCACAACUGCAGAAGGUCUUGGAGAGGCUUACAGGGCAGCAUACCGUCCCUAAUGUUUUCAUUGGGGGCAAACAUAUCGGUGGCUGUACAGAUACCGUGAAAUUACACCGCAACAGAGAACUUGAACCUCUGUUGUCAGAGGCUAAUACUAAGAACUAGCCUGCUUGAUUAUUCUUUCUGGAGAGAUCGACUCCUGGGGACAGACUAUGAAAGACAAUGCGACAUUACUUCUCAUCGACAUCUGAUUGUCUGUCAUCAACUUUUGUAAUCGAAAUGUUUAUCUUGUGGUGCUGAGGCUUGUCAUUGCAUACUGGAUGCAAAUCAUCUGAUUAUGCCAGCUCCGAGACUCUUAACCAAGCGGUGAAUGAGGGUUUUUGUGGGACCAGAGAUGUUCUCCCAAGUAAAUCAAAAUAUAUGGUAAAUCCUGAGACUGACUGUCCACGGACAUUCUUCUUUGUUUAUGUUCUUGUUGAUUGAAUUUUGCCAAUAAACAUCCUCGGCCGCAGCCAAA